Molecule: messenger RNA, 561 nt
Organism: Humulus lupulus (European hop)
Lineage: Eukaryota; Viridiplantae; Streptophyta; Magnoliopsida; Rosales; Cannabaceae
Exons: 2
Coding region: 1-561 (186 amino acids)
Source: RefSeq, a predicted model, not a curated record
AUGAGUGUCUUUGUUUUACCUCAGAGUACUGUUAAGGAAGUUGAGAAACUUUUUCGUGGUUUUCUAUGGGGUAUUUCUGGGAACAGGAGCAAGCUUCAUCUUGCUUCAUGGCAGCAGGUGGUUAACGCUCACCUUCUCACUAGAGACAACUUGAUCAGGUUUAACUUGCAGAUGAACAGCCUAUUAUGUCAUGUUUGUGAUGGUUACAUUGAGAGUCACAAUCAUCUCUUUUUUGAGUGCUGCCUUUCUAAGAUGAUUCUUAAUCUCAUCUUCUCUUGGAUAGGGUUUAAAGCUUGGCCUAGUGAUUUCAAUGGUUGGGUUGUUUGGCUUGCUAAUGGUCAACAUGGUACUACUUCUUCUAUAUUGAACUUGGUUGUGGCUGCUGUUAUCUACAGCAUUUGGAGAAACAGAAAUAGAUGCGUUUUUUAUGGUUAUUCUUUGACAGUUGAUAGCAUAGCUAAGGAAGUUAUAAAUAUAGUUAAGUACCAUUUAUACAUUGUUAAUACUAGGAAGAUUUCUCUCCAAGACCAGCUGUUUAUUAGAAAACUCCAAUGUAAUUAA